Porites evermanni is the source of this 1176-nucleotide messenger RNA. The record is from the annotation of a GenBank genome assembly. Lineage: Eukaryota; Metazoa; Cnidaria; Anthozoa; Scleractinia; Poritidae.
AUGUUUAACGAAGGUUUAUCAUCCACUGGCGCCGUCCCUACUUCGGCAAAUGCCAAUUCCACUGGUUGUCCGGAACCGAUUGCUAAUAAGUAUACCAAGGGAGUCAAAGGGGUGGCGUACAUUUUGGUGAUCCUCCUUUCGCUGUUUGGCAACAUUAUGGUGGUACGUGUGGUUCACAAAAACCGACGAAUGCGAACGAUAACCAACUUCCUUAUCAUUAACAUGGCCCUGGCGGAUCUACUGACCACAGUGUUCAACAUGUUACCAACUUUGUACUGGAUUUUCAGCGGCUUUGAUGUGUGGGCUAUCGGAGGAUGGAUAGGUGAUGUCCUUUGCAAGCUGCUGAGCUUCGUGCAAUCCCUCUCAAUAACAGUCUCUGUUUUCACGCUCUGUGCGAUCGCGUUCGAUCGCUUUUUCGCCAUUUUCAGACCACUGAAACGCGUCAUCACAUUUCGGGUCGCUAAAUUCAUCAUUGGGGCGUCGUGGGUAUCGGCGAUUAUCGUCUCAGGUCCUCCGCUUUACACUUUGAAGACCACUGGUGAGAAAGGCUUUGCCCGCUGUAACGAAAAGUGGGAACCGCCUUUCAACGAGGCAACCGCUUCACGCGAUUACACGAUCGCACUAUUUGUUUUGCUCUACGCUCUUCCUCUGACCGUCAUCGCUUCUCUUUACACGGUUAUCAUGUUAAAGUUGUGGCGUAGAAAAGCACCGGGUCAAGAGCUUACUUCCAACCAGGAAAACAAAGAAAAAACCAACAGAAAAGUCUUGAAAAUGCUGGUAACGGUGGUGAUCGUGUUCGCUUUAUCGUGGCUGCCGUUAUACGUGCGAAUGUUCGUGAUGUUCGCUGAGUCUGAUCGCUAUGCCUGCGGCUUACCCUACGACAUGGAUUUCCUCACACUCUUUCUCGGACACGCAAAUUCCGCUGUUAAUCCUUAUAUUUACGUGAUUUUCAAUGAGAAUUACAGAAGAGGCUUUCGAUCUGUGCUUUCUAGACGAGACAGAGGAAGCCAAAGUUCGUCAAGCUCGACUAGGAGAACCAGGGCAAGUCGGCUGCAAGAAAAAGAAGCAAUUCUCGUGCGCGCAGAUUCGCGCGAAAAUAGAAUGGACGAACGGCGUAGUGAUAAGAAAAACCUAGAAAAGCUCUUGCCCGCAACCACAACGACAGAAAAUCUUUAA